AUGGACCCUCUUUCAUCAUCUUUCCUUUCAACUGGCUCAACCCGACCACCACUACCACUGUCGUUAUCGCCACCACCUUCUCCGUUUCGUAUUGUGUCCGUCCGAAACGAAGAAAAGCCGCAAACCGUCACAAGCACCACCAAGAGGUCUAGUCAAGAUCGGUCGAAAUGGCCAACAAUCACCUCGAACAAUAAGAAACGCGUUAGAAAAUCAGUGAAGAUCGAUCGGUUGCUACUUUCCAUGAUCUUCAAUGCAUUUGAUGAUAUCAUAAACAAGUUCAUAGAUCCACCAAUUCGGGAUUCGGUUAACCCACGGCAUGUCUUGUUGGAUAACUUUUAUCCGGUUGACGAACUCCCUCCUACCGACUGUGAAGUCAGUGAGGGUAUGCUUCCGAGUUGCCUUGAUGGGGUUUACUUUCGCAAUGGCCCUAACCCGCAGUUUCUACCACGAGGUCCUUACCACCUUUUCAAUGGCGAUGGCAUGCUCCAUGCUAUUCGUAUCUCUAAAGGAAAAGCCACGUUAUGUAGCCGAUAUGUGAAGACAAACAAGUAUAACAUAGAGAAAGAUGCAGGGUUUCCCAUGAUCCCAAAUGUUCUUUCCGGUUUCAAUGGUUUGACCGCCUCUGUUGCUCGGAUGGCAGUCGCAACAUUGCGGGUUUUGGCGGGCCAUUUUGAUCCGUCUAAAGGUAUUGGCUCGGCCAACACUAGCUUGGCAUUUUUUGGCAAUAAGCUGUAUGCUUUAGGUGAAUCAGAUCUCCCUUAUGCCAUUAAGCUUGCACCCGAUGGUGAUAUAAUCACCCUUGGUCGCCAUGACUUCGAUGGCAAGCUUUCCAUGAGGAUGACGGCUCAUCCGAAAAUCGAUCCAGUAACCAAAGAAGCUUUCGGUUUUCGCUACAGUUCGAUAUCGCCUUUCCUGACAUUUUUCCGGUUCAAUGAAAAGGGAGAGAAACAUGCCGAUGUCCCGAUCUUCUCAAUGAGAAGCCCAUGUUUUCUCCACGACUUCGCCAUCACCAAAAACUACGCCAUUUUUUCAGAGAACCAGCUCAAGAUGGAGCUAUUUGGCAAUGGACCCCUGAUCAAGGCAGACCUCAGGGAAGUGCCUAGGGUUGGGGUGAUCCGCAGGGAUGCUAAGGACGAGUCGAAGAUGAAAUGGUUUCAGGUGUCAGGGUGGAAUAUCCUGCACACCAUCAAUGCAUGGGAGGAGGACGGCGGAGAUACGGUGGUGAUGGUGGCGACUAACAUAUUAUCGAUUGAGCAUCUGUUGGAGAGGAUGGAUUUGAUGCAUCCAUCGGUAGAGAAGCUAAGGAUCAAUAUAAAGACGGGGAUGGUAACAAGACACCCUCUUUCAGCUCGCAAUCUAGAGUUAUGCGUCAUCAACCCGGCUUUUGGCACAAUAAAAAACAGGUAUAUAUAUUGUGGUAUUGCAGAUCAAACGGCUAAGAUUUCAGGGGUCGUCAAACUGGAUAUGGCAUUAUCAGAAGUUCAUCAUCAGGAAUGCAUAGUGGCUUGUCGGAUGUUUGGGUCGGGUUAUUUUGGCGGUGAACCGUUCUUUGUGGCUAAGGAACUUGAUAACCCUGAUGCCGAUGAGGAUGAUGGGUACAUAGUUUCUCUUGUGCAUAAUGAGAACACAGAUGAGUCGAGGUUCUUGGUGAUGGAUGCCAAGUCUCCGACCCUUGAGAUCGUUUGCGUCGUGAAGCUACCUCACAGAGUGCCGUAUGGCUUUCAUGGUCUCUUUGUUAAGGAAAGUGAUAUUAAGAAGCUAUGAAAAUGAAUCAUCCAUUUCUAUUUAAUCUAUGCAAUUUGUAUAAA
Molecule: messenger RNA, 1808 nt
Organism: Cynara cardunculus var. scolymus (artichoke)
Lineage: Eukaryota; Viridiplantae; Streptophyta; Magnoliopsida; Asterales; Asteraceae
Product: probable carotenoid cleavage dioxygenase 4, chloroplastic
Exons: 2
Coding region: 1-1764 (587 amino acids)
Biological process (GO): carotene catabolic process
Cellular component (GO): chloroplast stroma
Molecular function (GO): carotenoid dioxygenase activity
Source: RefSeq, a predicted model, not a curated record